AUGGCGGCGCAGGGGCCUGGCGGCCGCUGUGCCCCGGCGCUGCCGCUGCUGCUUGGCCUGGCCGCGCUCGCCCUCCCGCCGUCGCUCGCCGCCGCCUCCGAGCCGCCGCCCGCCGCCCUCCGCGCUGGCCACGCCGCCUCCUCGCUGCCCGCCGCCGCUGCCGCCUCGCGCACCAGAUACCUUUUAUAUGAUGUAAACCCCCCUGAAGGGUUCAACCUUCGCAGAGAUGUCUACAUUCGCAUUGCUUCCCUCCUAAAGACCCUGCGGAAAAGUGAAAACUGGGUGUUGGUUCUGCCUCCCUGGGGACGUCUUUAUCACUGGCAGAGCCCUGAUAUCCUCCAGGUCCGGAUCGCUUGGUCCGAGUUCUUUGAUAUCCCAAGCCUCAACAAGAACAUCCCUGUCAUCGAAUAUGAGCAGUUCCUUGCAGAGUCAGGUGGGCCCUUUAUUGAACAGGUUUAUGUGCUACAAGGCUAUGCAGAAGGGUGGAAAGAAGGAACAUGGGAAGAAAAAAUAGAUGAAAAACCAUGCAUUGAUCAGCUGAUGUACUCCAAAGACAAACAUGGUUACUACAGGGGCUGGUUCUGGGGUUAUGAGGAAACACGAGGCCUAAAUGCCUCUUGCUUGUCUGUCCAAGGAUCUGCCUCUAUUGUGGCUCCCAUGCUUCUGAAGAACACUUCAGCACAGUCAGUGAUGUUAGACAGAGCUGAAAACCUUCUUCAUGACCACUACGGAGGGAAAGAUUAUUGGAAUACCCGUCGGAGCAUGGUGUUUGCUAAACACCUCCGUGUAGUGGGAGACAAGUUUAGGAAGAAAUACCUUCAAUCCACUGAUGAGGCAGACAGGACUCAGUACAAGGAGGACUGGACACAGAUGAAGGUUAAGACAGGCACAGCUCUAGGUGGCCCAUACCUUGGGGUUCAUCUCAGAAGGAGAGACUUCAUUUGGGGUCACAGAGAAGACGUGCCUUCCCUGCAAGGAGCAGUAAAGAAAAUCCAUAGCCUCUUGGAGACGCUUAAACUUGAAAAAGUUUUUGUCGCCACUGAUGCUGUUGAGGAAGAGAUUGAACUGCUCAAGAAACUGCUGCCUGAGAUGGUGAGGUUUGAACCCUCUCUGGAGGAGCUGAAACUCUAUAAGGAUGGGGGCUUAGCUGUGAUUGACCAGUGGAUUUGUGCACAUGCAAGAUAUUUUAUAGGCACCUCAGUUUCAACAUUUUCUUUCCGAAUCCAUGAGGAAAGGGAGAUCUUGGGAUUUGAUCCAAAAACAACUUACAACCGAUUUUGUGGUGAAACAGAAAAAAACUGUGAGCAGCCAGCUCACUGGAAAAUUGUAUAUUAAACACAGAGAAACACAAAGGUUUUGAUCCUGUUAGAGUUCAAAAUUUUUGAGGAAAAAUCAUGGGGAAUUACAUGCUUUGGAUCGAUGUAUGACCCAGUCCUGUAUUCUCAGUUCCCGCUCCCCUUCCAGCGUGGGUGUGCCAUGGGGUAGCUGUACUGCUCAGUGUCUCUGGACCUCACAGCAUGUCUGUGUGGCUGCUGCACCUGGGUCCCCAGUAUGUCCUGUGCUUGCUGCCACGUGGUCCCACAUGCACCAAAUGGGUUGCUACCGACCACAGGGGCCUCUUGGCUGCAGAGCUCUGAUGGGAAGCAGCAAAACGAUGCCCAGGAUGCGGCAGUUCAACGCAGCCUCGCCUGCUGGAGCAUUUCUUACCUGUGUCUAUGGUUCUCUCUGUGGGUCUGUGGUCAUUUUUUAACUGCAGGGCUGGGGGUCCUGGCCAUGUCACCAGGAGUGCUCACCCUGGGAGCACUAGUCUCAACCCAGGGAGGAACCAAGCUGCCACUGGAAUAAAAGUGGGGGGAGCUGCUCCCACUCUAAGGGCCUGCAAGGCCCAUCUCUUGGGGAUUCAUCUUUCAUGUGAAGACACAUUGCCUCACAUGGUGAGGCAUUUCUUCACAUGGUGAAGAAAGAGGCUGGUACCUGGUGGAGCAGGGCCAAGAUUCCAUUUUCCAGAGGCAGCUCUCUCCUCUGCCUGCUGCAGCACUGGCCAGGGGAGGGGUGGGCGUGUUCAGCACUGGUGCUGGAAGGGGAGCAGUGCUCGUGGCCCUCUCAGGAGGGUCCUGGUUGCUUCAGGGCCUUGCUUUUCCACUGGUUUGUGUCCACAAAGGAAAGACAUGCAGAAGGCAGAACCAUCACCGCAGCCCUGUACUCAGGAGUCCAUCAGCCUUCCCCACAGUGAAGGUGGUUAAACCCUUCAACUACUCUGCAGAACUCAGCACUACUGCAAAGGAGAGCAGCAGUUUAUCCGCAGGGGGCUUCUGACACAUGUUGCCCAUUAUGUGUCUGGAGGAAUCCAAGUGCUUAUUUUGUGUCUCUCCAAGUGUGGCCAAAGCCACACACACAGAGCCAUAACAAAUUUUUGCACUGUACCAAUAAAAACUAAUAACAUUAUUUCUUAGACAACUGUUGGGGAUAAAACUCAAUGCAAAGAAAAAAUCUAAAUAUAAAAAAUCAAGAUGCUGGUGCACACUGAUACAGUGUUUCUGCUUUUGAGCUCAGUUAAUGGUUUUUUUCU
Molecule: messenger RNA, 2569 nt
Organism: Camarhynchus parvulus
Lineage: Eukaryota; Metazoa; Chordata; Aves; Passeriformes; Thraupidae
Gene: POFUT2
Product: protein O-fucosyltransferase 2
Exons: 9
Coding region: 1-1335 (444 amino acids)
Biological process (GO): protein O-linked glycosylation via fucose
Molecular function (GO): peptide-O-fucosyltransferase activity
Source: RefSeq, a predicted model, not a curated record